CGCCUCGGGGCAGGAUGUCCAGCGCGCUGAGCGCCUACGAACUCCAGAGGCUUGACAACAUCCAGGCGAACCAGCGAGCGCUCGCUGAUCUCGGCCUCCCGGACGCAGCCGCGGCGGUGCGAAAGGUCAAGCCACGGGUUGAGCGCUCGAGGCCACCGCCAAGGCCACCGCCGGAAUCUGUGCGCAAGUCGUCGCGGGUUCAAAACCUACCCAAGCGCGACUACACUGAGGUGAGUGAGACAUCCGCUCUUGAACCGCAGCUCUUCCGCAAGAAGUUUCGGCGCGUGGACGCCCAGGCCGUGCGCGUGCGCGAUGAGCCUCCGCUGAGGGGCGCGGCGGGCGCGGCGACUUCGUCGGCGAAGGCUCUCCCGCCGUCGCAGCAGCCCUUCUCCGCCGCGCGACGUGCGCUGCGGACGAGCCGUGCGCGGCUGAGCGUGCAGCACCGGGUCACGCUCCCCGCGAUGCGACGGCUCGCGCGGCGUGGAGGUCUGAGGCGGGUCACGAGGCGGGAGCUAGGGCCCUCUGCGCCGUACUACGCUGCGCCGGUGGUGCCGCGCGAGGGUGGACUCGACCUGCGCCUCUCCUCGCGGUCCGCGACCGGGUACGAGGGCGUGGUGAGGCAUUGCGUUAACGGCCGCGUCUCGUUCAAGGCGCAGGGGCCGUCCGACGGGGGGAGGAAGACGCUCGGCUACUUCGGGACCGCCGUCGAGGCGGCGGUGACGUACGCGCGGCACUGCGCCGAGCUCGAGGCUUCGUCGGGACUUGGCAGCGGGAGCGGUCCGGGGGCGGGAGAGCGUGGCCGGCGAAUGCGCGGACCGUCGAGCACCGGGUACCUGGGAGUGUACCGCUGGGCGGAGGGGCAGCAAGGCAAGCCCUUCAGCGCCUUCUCUCCGCGCCAGGGAGACGCCCGCGUCCGCUUCUCGGACGGAGUCAUUCUCCACUGGAACGAGCGGAACUCGACCGGCUACGAGGGGGUGGCGUACGCGAGGCUGGCCAAGCCGUUCCGCGCCGUCGCGCCGAUGGUCGACGGCUUGCCAGGCGCGCCUCUCGCGCGGCGUUGUGCGGCGUCGGCUGCAGCGUGA
Emiliania huxleyi CCMP1516 is the source of this 1082-nucleotide messenger RNA. RefSeq lists its product as hypothetical. The transcript has 5 exons. The record is from RefSeq and is a predicted model, not a curated record. NCBI's taxonomy places the organism in Eukaryota, Haptophyta, Isochrysidales, Noelaerhabdaceae. Bases 15 to 1082 code for a protein of 355 amino acids.